UCCCGCUCGCUUCGCUCUCUCCUGAUCCGCGGUCACCGCCUCAACACCUAGAGCUGAGCCCGAGGCGCUGGCCACUCCAGCUGCCUGGAGCCCGGCGGGCUGGGCUUCCCCGCGCCGGUGCUCGCCCGCUGCUCCGCGGUUCCGCUGCUCUCGCCGCCCGGAGCCGCUGUCGUGUUGCCUCAGAGACCCGGACGCCACCGACCCGCGGAACCAAUGAGAACUCCGCUGCUACCGCGGGCGCUCCCAGUGCUGUCCCUACUGAUCUUAGGCUCAGGCCAUUAUGCAGCUGCUGUGGAGCUCAAGGACACCGGCUCUGGGAAAGCAGAACCAUUUUCUGGGGACCACAGUGCUGGUGGACUUGCGGUUUCUGUGGGAAGUGAGGUCUCUACCAUAAGCGAAAUGCCUUCUGGCAGUGAACUCUCCACAGGGGACUAUGACUACUCAGAGGAGUAUGAUAAUGAGCCACAAAUAUCCGGCUACAUUAUAGAUGAUUCAGUCAGAGUUGAACAGGUGAUUAAGCCCAAGAAAAACAAGACAGAAGGGGAAAAAUCUACAGAAAAACCCAAAAGAAAGAAAAAGGGAGGCAAAAGUGGAAAAGACAGAAGAAAUAAUAAGAAGAAAAAGAAUCCAUGUGCCGCUGCUGAGUUUCAGAAUUUUUGCAUUCAUGGUGAAUGCAGAUACAUCAAGAACAUGAAGGUGGUGACAUGCAAGUGUCAUCAGGAUUACUUUGGUGAACGGUGUGGAGAAAAAUCCAUGAAGACUCACAGCGAGGAUGAGAGCGACCUAUCUAAGAGUGCAGUAGUAGCUGCCACUGUCUUUGUCUCUGCUGUAAUCCUCACAGCUAUUGGUGUCUUUAUCACAAUGCAGCUUCGGAAACGAUACUUCAGGGAAUAUGAAGGAGAAGCAGAAGAAAGAAGAAGACUUAGACAAGAAAAUGUGAAUGUUCAUGUCAUUGCCUAGCUGAAGACAAUGCAGGAUAACAGUUGAGUCACUGCCAAGCCACACCGGAAAUGACGCAUCUGUCCUCCUUCCAGUGUAGGAAGUGGAGCCUUCUAAUGGCUCCCGAGGCUCAGUUGUCACUUUUUAAUGAUAAUCUUAUUUCUGUACAUAAAGAGAUGUGUGAAGAUAAAUAUUUUUUCAUGUUGUAAAUAAUUUAUUUAAUAUUUAAGUGUUAUUUAUUUUAUAGCUCAUUAAAAAAUUUUUUAAAACAAACA
This is a messenger RNA of Mastomys coucha (southern multimammate mouse), 1214 nucleotides long. RefSeq names its product amphiregulin (gene Areg). Bases 214 to 960 code for a protein of 248 amino acids. The transcript is spliced from 6 exons. Gene Ontology annotation, biological process: epidermal growth factor receptor signaling pathway; positive regulation of mitotic nuclear division; positive regulation of cell population proliferation. The record is from RefSeq and is a predicted model, not a curated record. Lineage: Eukaryota; Metazoa; Chordata; Mammalia; Rodentia; Muridae.